AUGGCUGAACGGCCAUCAAUUUCUAGUAGUCCAGAAGAAACGAGAAGGAUUGGGACGAGGUUGCAUACUUUCAGAGAAUGGCGAGAAGUACGAAGUCGAUCAUGGAAUGGAAAAAUUUAUUAUUAUAACGAAAUAACGGAGGAAUCGACGUGGUAUAAACCCAUUGAAUGGCUGCGAUUCGAGGCACGUCAGGCGCAAAUCGAACGAGAAAGAAGAGUGAGUUCGUUCAUACCAAAAUGGUGA
Molecule: messenger RNA, 243 nt
Organism: Caenorhabditis remanei
Lineage: Eukaryota; Metazoa; Nematoda; Chromadorea; Rhabditida; Rhabditidae
Exons: 2
Coding region: 1-243 (80 amino acids)
Molecular function (GO): protein binding
Source: RefSeq, a predicted model, not a curated record